UCGCAUCCGAUCCUGCAAUUAGCAGCUAAAAGACAUAUUUCACCGGAAAUGAUGAACGCGAAACCGAUGAAAAUCGGGAUAGAGAAUAAUAAGCCGAGAAAUAAAACGCAGCUUCAAUGCCACGAAGCUAACAAACGGAAAGAUAAGACCAGUCAAUUAAUUUAUGCAAUGUUCGCACUAUCCUGCUUCGACUAACGACAUCAUUCACAACGUCAUUCUGUAAUGACAAAAACUCGAUUUUUUUUUUCACAAGCAAAAUUUAUUUAUACCCGAGUAAGAAUUUUAAUUUAUUAAAAUUAUCUUUUUCUUUGAACUAUACGCGACUGUAAUUUUGCUACGUUUAUGCUUAAAUAUUUUCAUUAAAUAUGCAUCGCACGGAUCCGCUUAAACUUUGACACUGUGGCAUAUAUUCCUUGGAAAUAAAAGUGCAACGUAACUAGACAACCUUUUCCGGGCUUUUCACCACGCGCGUUGAAGUCAACCAGUUAGAUUCGGCGGGUGAAGACGGAAGGGACCAUACAUCUGCAUACGUACACGUGAAAUCGUAAACAAGAGAUCGCAUACAAAGCCGCGGAGAUGCGCAUCCGCUAGGGAGGAACAAUGUAACCCGACUUCCGGUCAAACAUUGGCACGUGCACGCACUGAACGGUUUCGAACCGACGCGCCGUGUCGCAACUGCCUCUUUAUUUUUUCUCGUUUUGACUGAUGGCCAAUUACGAAAACGCUCUUGUAUCGCGUUCUAUUUCUAGCCCUAAAGUGAAGCACCGGAAAACAUUGAUCAAGUGGAUGGUUACACACCUGGCGUGGACUAUCCAAUUUACAAUACAGUGCCGUUUGGACUUGCGUUUACCUGUGGAGGGAAGCUACCUGGAUACUAUGCCGAUCCCGAAGCCAGAUGUCAGGUGUGGCAUUGGUGCUUACCAAAUGGACGUCAGUUUAGUUUCCUUUGCCCGAACGGUACAGUAUUUAGUCAAACCACUCGCGUUUGUGACUGGUGGUUUAAGGUCGACUGCCAAGAUUCACCGAGACUUUACGGCAACAACGACGAGCUUUACAGAGACGUGAAUGGAAAUAAGAUCUAACAACUCCUAUAUUUUUUAUAUAAAUAGUGUUGUAUGUACAUUAAUAAACUCUUUUAUAUAUAAGCUUCUCGCGAACGCGUAACGUCAACAAGGAUAUAACUCUGUGAAGGAAGGUGAAAAUAACUCGCGAAUCCCUAGUUUGCCGAUGCAGGAAUAAUAACAGAGAUAUCUGCUUUAUUUAUCGCUGUUAAAUAAAAUAGAAUUUACAAAAAGAA
Messenger RNA from Wasmannia auropunctata (little fire ant), 1297 nucleotides. RefSeq lists its product as uncharacterized. Gene Ontology annotation, cellular component: extracellular region. The coding region runs from base 706 to 1065 and encodes 119 amino acids. Gene Ontology annotation, molecular function: chitin binding. The transcript is spliced from 4 exons. Lineage: Eukaryota; Metazoa; Arthropoda; Insecta; Hymenoptera; Formicidae. The record is from RefSeq and is a predicted model, not a curated record.